GCUUGGAGAAGAGUGCGCACGCCGACAGCAGCGACUUGAGGGACGAACGACCUCGGGAGCAGUACCCGGGAAACAGGAGGGAAAGAAGAACAGGUUAGAGCACUAGACUGCCCGUCGCCACCACUCGCAGCGCUUUCGUCGCCACCGGACGAGAGUCUAAAGGCCCGCAAGCAGUCACACGGCCCGUUUCCCGUCCUCGCUAUUUCAGAGCGCCCUUUAUCGGUGGAGAUCAUUUUUACCAGAGUUUGCAGCCUAAAACACCCACCUACUACUCAACACAUCGCCACAUUCACCCAGCCAUGACUGCUACAUCGAGCGACUGGAUUUUCUCGGAACAGGAGCUGCGCUCCACGCCGUCCCAGCGCGACGGCAUGAAGUACACAGACGAACUUAUGCUGCGCCGCAGGGCGUGCGACUUUAUUGAGAAGAUGGCCAAAGCCUUGGACCUACCCAAGCUCGCUCAGAUCAGUGCUGACAACUAUCUCCACCGCUUCUACAUGCGACAGUCGAUCGUGCGCUAUGACAAGUACCUGGUAGCCGCCGCAUGCGUGCUGCUUGGCUCCAAGGCCGAAGAGAGUCCCAGGAAGAUCGGCUACGUCGCCAAGGAGUACAUUGCAGUACGAAAGGUUGCUGAGAAAGACCAGGUCUUCGCCAUCCAGAAGCAUGAUCCACAAGCAAUUGCGGGCAAGAUCAUCUCAAUGGAAGGUGUUGUACUACACAAUCUCUCGUACGAGCUGACACUGUCGCACCCGUACAAGUACAUCAACGAGAAGGUGGAUAAGGUGGUGCGUCUGCAGCAUCUGAGCGAGCAGGAUACUAAGAUUCAAAGCAGCAAGAUCAAACAGGUGGCAUGGUCUUUCUUGAACGACAGUGCGUACACGGUGGCAUGUUUGCGACUCGAGUCAGCUGACCUGGCGGCUGGCGCGGUGUAUCUGGCCGGACUCUACGAGAGAUACGUGCCAGAGGAGCUAUGCACAGCCAACGGUCUGCCAUGGUGGAGUGCGCUGGCAACGCCUCUGCAUACCUUGCAAGAUGCGGCUCGCUACCUGCUGAAUGCCUACACGGCGCCGUACAUCAAAACGAACGUACUCGCGGCGGGACUGUCCAAGUUAGUUUAUAUGUUCCACCCGCCCAAGCCGGUCGAGAGCCCCGCGUCGUUCGUAGAGCUGGACGUCGUGGAGCAAGAGCACUCGUCGCCCAUGGUGACGUCUCCAAUGGACUCCGCUGCUUGCGUGACGUCCCCGGAGUGUGGCAGUAGUCAAGGCAGAUCUCCGUAUGACCAUGACUUCGACCACGACGUCAAGUCACAUGGCAAAGACAGUGAGGAAAGCCCACGCGAGGCCGCGCAGGUUCCGGCGACGCCUGCGUCUUUGCUUGAGAGUUUCCCAAUUGCCAACGAUAGUUCAAGUGCUGACAAGUUGUUGGGAAGCACUGCUGCGGCGCGAGCGGCGAACAACGGAAGACUAUCGCGCAAACGCGGUAAGGACGCCGAAAAAACGAUUUGUUCAGGAAAAAAGUUUAAGUACUGCUUGUAAAAGGCUGCGACACGAGAGAGUGAGCGAGAGCGCUCGCCUCGUGAGCUGCGCCCAAGCAUCCAAGCAUCGAACCAGAAGCGGGCGAUCAUGAUCUUGUACGGCGAACGUGCCUACGUCGUUUCACUUCAGACACCACUCUUCCCAUGUUACACGCAGUCGAGAUGCCGACAUCAGUUUAGAAAAAGUAGAAAAGCACUAAAACCACACAAUAAAAAACGUAUUUAAAACAGCACCC
Messenger RNA from Phytophthora infestans T30-4, 1770 nucleotides. Its product is annotated as cyclin-like protein. The record is from RefSeq and is a predicted model, not a curated record. Gene Ontology annotation, cellular component: cyclin/CDK positive transcription elongation factor complex; nucleus. Gene Ontology annotation, molecular function: cyclin-dependent protein serine/threonine kinase activator activity. Gene Ontology annotation, biological process: regulation of transcription by RNA polymerase II; positive regulation of DNA-templated transcription, elongation. The transcript is spliced from 3 exons. Bases 300 to 1535 code for a protein of 411 amino acids. NCBI's taxonomy places the organism in Eukaryota, Oomycota, Peronosporomycetes, Peronosporales, Peronosporaceae.